CUGGAACUUAAUGCAACAGUCACUCGACAGAAUGCAACCAUACUCAUGCUUGCCAGAAACAGCGAUCUCAAAGAAGCCAUUGACGCUCUCACGUCUUUCGAGUCGCAAUUCAACCAUCAAUACCACUAUCCAGUGGUGUUUCUCAACAACGAACCCUGGACCGAUGAGUUCAAGCGAGGGGUGUCGGCUAUAGUCAGUGGGCAGUCCAUCUUCGACACCAUAUCUCCGGACCUGUGGGGCUAUCCAGAUCAUGUCGAUCAAGAAGCUGCUCGAGCACAUAUCAACGAGCAAGGAGAUCGAGGCAUCAUCCACGCAGGACAAGAAAGUUAUCACCACAUGUGUCGAUUCUACUCCAUGAAAUUCUAUGAUCAUCCUGCAAUGCAACAAUUCAAAUGGUACUGGCGCCUCGAACCCGGCAUCUCCUUCGAAUGCCCCAUAACGUUCGACCCUUUCGCCUACAUGUCGCGUGAGAACAAACGCUACGCCUACACGAUCGCACUGCAAGAAGUCGGCGCCACAGUCCGCAGUCUCUACCGAGUCGUCAGUGACUACAAAGACAGCAUGCACAUAGCGCCCUCUAGCUACUGGAACGCCCUGAUAAAUCGCUCAUGGGCACCACUACCCAUCCGCUGGCUGCUACGACUAGCACCCUACCGCGACAUCAAUGGCGACGAGUGGAACCUCUGCCACUUCUGGAAUAAUUUCGAGAUCGCAGAUCUGGAUCUCUUCCGCAAAGAGGAUUAUAGACAUAUGAUGGAGCAUCUCGACAAGCAAGGAGGAUUUUAUACCGAGCGUUGGGGUGAUGCCUCCGUGAGGUCUUUUGCGGCAACUUUACUACUGAAGCCAGAAGAGAUCCAUUACUUUGGUGAU
This is a messenger RNA of Aureobasidium namibiae CBS 147.97, 870 nucleotides long. Its product is annotated as nucleotide-diphospho-sugar transferase. The record is from RefSeq and is a predicted model, not a curated record. Gene Ontology annotation, molecular function: alpha-1,2-mannosyltransferase activity. The transcript is spliced from 2 exons. Gene Ontology annotation, cellular component: Golgi apparatus; membrane. Gene Ontology annotation, biological process: cell wall mannoprotein biosynthetic process; protein N-linked glycosylation. NCBI's taxonomy places the organism in Eukaryota, Fungi, Ascomycota, Dothideomycetes, Dothideales, Saccotheciaceae. The annotation marks the transcript as partial.